UUAUUUCCUCGAAUAAGAAAAAACGUCAAUUUCAAUUGGUUAUUUUAAAUUUCAUAACUCCAUUUCCGUUUUGGGAUAAUGCCGACUUCGAGUAGUUGCCGACUUCUCCUAUGAAAUACGGAGUACUUGUUCGGAUACGGGAGGUUGAUGUUGGGCUGACUAGUGAGAGUGAUGGAGCUCUUCGUCCGGCAGAUAUAUUGCUCUAUUCAUGGGAUGGCGGUCUAGAUGUUUGUGUUGACUUGACUGGGUCUUCCCCUAUGACGCAAUCGUGGUUGUCAGGCUUCGUUCCGGGUCGGGUUGUGGCGGUUGCAACGCAACGGAAGCAGGAUAAGUAUGCGGCACGUUGUAGGGCUUUGGGUUACGGUUUCUUUCCUUUUUCCUUCUCUUCUUUCGGGGAAUUAGAGAAAGGAGCUGUUUCGUUGCUGAAGCGGGUCCAAGCGUACUCCAGGGCUCAAGACAUUGGGGCGCGGACAGCUGCCCACAUUUUCAGCAGGAUCGGGUUCGCCAUAGCUAGAGGAGUGGGGGCCCAGAUUGUAUCUCGGCUCCCCUCCAACUUCUUGUAGUUUACUUGAUCUUUGUAGCUUGUUAAGCUUGU
Spinacia oleracea (spinach) is the source of this 595-nucleotide messenger RNA. RefSeq lists its product as uncharacterized. The transcript is spliced from 2 exons. The record is from RefSeq and is a predicted model, not a curated record. NCBI's taxonomy places the organism in Eukaryota, Viridiplantae, Streptophyta, Magnoliopsida, Caryophyllales, Amaranthaceae. The coding region runs from base 111 to 563 and encodes 150 amino acids.